Molecule: messenger RNA, 1197 nt
Organism: Aspergillus lentulus
Lineage: Eukaryota; Fungi; Ascomycota; Eurotiomycetes; Eurotiales; Aspergillaceae
Source: RefSeq, a predicted model, not a curated record
AUGGCAACCAUAAAUCUUCCUCCAGGUUUCAAGUUCAAUCAGGUCCAGUUCUAUAAGAAGCAAGUUCCGCCACGCACACAACAGGCGCCUUUAGGUGCGCUGGCAAAGCUUGCUGGAAGCUUUACUGGAACAGGCUUUAAUACAAUCUUCCGCCCGAACAGCGGACCACCACCACUAGGAACAACUUUCCCCAAUCCUGUCUCUCCAACCCCUCCAGCGUUCCCCAGCGACAACGUCUUGGAGUUGAAUCUGACAAAAGAGACAGUAACAUUCUCGCAACCACUUUCUGCUGUGCCGAAUCGCGGAUUUGGGUCACAGAAGGACAUUUUUCUCAAUGGCGUGCCUUAUGUACAGGCUGUCAAUGAUGUAACGAACAUGGAGACCGGAAGGGGUGAUGGCACUGCUACUGGUAUUCACUUCAAGACUGGAUUGUGGAUGAACAUCCCGGCCACAGACAAUAGCCCAGUCCUUGGAGAUUCGCUUGUAUGCAUGGCAUCCAUUCCGCAUGGCACAACUAUCAAUGCUCAAUGCCUAGCGCCUACAAACACUUUCCAAGGUCCACCACAGAUAUCACCAGUCAGCUUGAAGCCUUUCGGCGUGGGCAACAUACAGUCAAAAAUUGAGCUUAAUAGCCUAAAUAUUCAAGACUCCAAUACUCCUCGGCUCCCACAGGAUCUCUCAAAAUUUAAUUCUGCUGGCACUAUCACCCAAGAUAUCCUGGAUGAUCCGAAUACCGUUUUGCGCAACAGCAUAGAAGGACAGAAUAUUACCCAGACCAUCGUCUUUACGGUGUCCACAGAUCCUCUGCUUCCGGAGUUUGGUGGUGGGACGGCGAACAUCGCAUUCUUAUUAGGCAAUCCUGGGGCCACGGCGCCGAAUGCAAAUGUGCCCCAGAUGCAAGCUACCUUCUGGAUUGAGACUGUGGGAUACUCUCUCACGGUUCCAGUCUUCAAACCUGGACAAGAACCUAUGGAAAUCUCAGCUCCGGAGUCACUAUCGGGUCAGCCGCGGCCAGUGUUCCUCGUCAGCCCACCAUAUGAGAUUACUUCGCCCAAAACGAUCAAUGUCACUUCAACACAGAUCCAAUAUUCUCAGGUAGUAUUCAUGAACUUUGACGGUAUAACCUGGCCGCAUGUCUCAGUAUCGACGCUGAUUCCGUCAACGCCUGUGCCGGUCCCAGAUUCAGUCUGGAGUUGA